This is a messenger RNA of Melampsora larici-populina 98AG31, 1191 nucleotides long. RefSeq lists its product as uncharacterized. Bases 1 to 1191 code for a protein of 396 amino acids. The record is from RefSeq and is a predicted model, not a curated record. The transcript is spliced from 6 exons. Lineage: Eukaryota; Fungi; Basidiomycota; Pucciniomycetes; Pucciniales; Melampsoraceae.
AUGCGCUCCACCCACCAUCGAACCAACCUUCGACAUACUGCUGUUGUACAUCUCAGUCGAAAGAGGACUGAAGCCACCCAACGGCUGAAUGAGGCCGAAGAAGCCCUCCGUACUCUGAGGAUCUCCGAUCCCACCCUUACUGCUGCUUAUUUCGAGAAUAAGUGGGCUGAGCAAAAAGCACGGCAGCUGGAUGUAAUCACCGAGACCCAGAAACAGAAGAGGGAAAGGGUCUCUGUUUUGCUGGGAUUAGAAGAGGAGCUAAUUGAAUCACUCAAACGUCUCAACGACAUUCAAAGCAAGCACCGAAGAGUACGCACACAGGCUGAUAACGUGGCGCUGAUGGCGCUACCAGGCACUGUAGCUAGUGUUGAGGAGCAAAUUGAAGCCAUGGCCGAUGAACUAGGAGGGACUGAGUUUCGUGGUUUAGCUGGAGCCACACGCAAUCAGACCACCGCAUUAUUGGCCCUCUCCGUUGCGCAAGGCAAGUUGUAUGAAGCAAGGGUCGGCCUCACAGAGGCAAGGCUACGUCGACAUCGUAACACCGGUGGGAUUCCAUCCUAUGUGGAAUACAAUUCAUACUGCCGCCAAGUCGCCAAAUACGCAGUCGAUUACCCAAACGCCGUGCAGCCCGAGAUGCCAGACCUGGAGACGGUCAUGUCGAUGCCCUUGGGCGACCCAUUCUGGAAUCGAGGUGAAAUACCUCCAGAAGAACAAGAAGCGGCGGAAAGAGAUAGACUAGGUAUUCAAAGCUUCCUAUCGCGACGGAGCUCUGAAGAAGAGCUGCGACGCAUUGCGCGCGAGGUGCGCCAAAUUACCGGUUGGGCAAACUCGUACCUUGGUCGAAUAACGACGCUGAAGCAGCGAGUGGCGGCAGCCCCGGUUGGCACCAAUUGUGAUAGAAUGGCGUGCAUAUGUAGCAUAGUAUCCAAAAAGGCUUGUAAGCUUUGGAAGAGAUGGGGAGUUGAGCUGAAACGCCAGCUUCAAGAAACUGGUACGCUGCUCGAGAACACUCGCGAAAUGGAUGAGUUAUUGAAAGCGGGGUUUGAGAAGGUAACGCAAUGGACCGAGAAGUUGUGGAGGAAAAUGGCAGGCAUUCAGGCCGAGGAGCCAGACCUGUACGAGGAAGCUGAGGACGAAGAGUAUGAAAGGUUGUAUGAUUUAAACGGUGAAAUGAGAGAAAUGAGAAUAUGA